GCGGCAAAAUACAGCUUAACAUAUGUUAUGAUUUUCUACGCAAUCAUAUCGAUGUGCAGCGCCUUUAUGUCACUCCUAUUACCGGAGACUAAGAACAAGGAAUUGCCGGACACUUUGGCUGAUGUCGAGUAUAUGGAUAACGAUCAUACAUUUGCUGUGGAGAACGGCGCCGACCAAAGCGGACUUCUCGACCAGAAAAUCAUAUCGUUAUUAAGCCUAAGAAUGCCGUUAAGUAAACGUAAAUCUGAAGAAGUGGUGACCGAUAGCAUACAGUUUGAUCCCAAGGCUCUGUUACCGGAGGGUUUGCGGAUCGAGUCGUCGGGCGCCCACCUCUAUCUAAUUGGUGCCACAUUUUACAAGAACGGAAACCUCAAGAGAUCUAAACUACACCAUCCGGUCUUCGUGUUCAUCACAACACUGAUACUUCUCAUCAGAUUUUCAUACAGUGUUAGCAUCGAUGGCAACAGACCCGAGCGCUUCUACCUAUUGAUUGGCGAUUACGGCUACUUCAUGAACAUGCAGUUCCACCUCAACAUGACGGCCGCACUCGUCUACAACAUGUCUGUCUGGACACAGAUCUUACACUUUUACUUAUGGGUCACCAAAAGGGAACCAACUUAUUUGAAAGUCUUCCAUAUGAUGGCCGGAUCCGUUACUCCCUAUUCCAUUGGUCUGUCCGAUGAGACUAUUAUCCGCAAUCUUCUCAAGAAAACGAGUUUUAUAUUCAAGAGCCAGGAUUUCUUGAGUUAUUCCAUGACUUCGUGUUCUUUCUUCAUAUCAUUCUUCUCGUACAUAUGGAGAGUGAGUUUCAUUGAUUUCCUAGUAUUAGGUAUACCCCACACCCUCCACUUCACGCUGGGCUCGUACUUCAUAUUCAGAAUCCUAACCAUUCAUAUCCUCUACUUCUAUAUUCUCUCGUAUUAUCUGAAAUCCAAGCAAAAAGAAGUCAACAAUCAUUUGCGAUACUGUAUUCAAAACAAGGAGAAGAUUAAGAUUUUAAACUCCGAUCGCGUGACCCACGCCUUGAACGCCAUAUACCUCGAGGUCAUGGAAAUUGACUCAAACUUUUGGUCCAAAUUCUUGGGCAUCGUAUGGCUGACCAGUAGUGCCGUCAUUGCGCUCAUUAUAUUUAUGUUCACAUUUGGCUACCAGAAUAUGUCGGUCAACAUCACCAUAAUCCUGGUCUACGCCACCUUCUUCUUCUCACUACUUCUCAUCAUUUUGAUCGACACGUGCGCCUCAGUGAACCUCGAGGCCAAGAAGGCCUACAAACUACUGGCCUCUUAUAAGUUGGUUAUUAUGAACACUCGUCAGUCAGUCCUUCAAAUGGCCAAACAUGGGUUCAAAUUUUUGCAUUUAUUUGAGAGGAUAGGACUUCGUAAGAAAAAUAAAGUUGGCUUUACGUGCGGCAAACUAUUCAUUAUAAACUACUUUCGAGGUUAUGAGGUGAUUGCAUUGUGUGCUAUAGUGCUGUUAAGAAUCAUUCAAAUGGAGACAACCAAACGCAGUGAACGUAUUUGUGGUAAUCUAUUGCUUGUGAACAAUCAGCGCUCAAAUCUGGUCUCACCUUUCGAUUCAAACCAAAUAAAUAGUCUCAACAUUAGUCGCCAACAGGUCUUAAACCGACAAAAAUACCACUUCUUGUCUCGCAUUGCGUUUGAUUGGAUCCAUGAGCUGUUGUACUGGACGGACGACACGAGUAUUGAAGUGAUAUCAAUACGCAAACCUUUGCUGCGAUAUGUUUGCGUGGAAAAUGGUUUCGAUGUCAUCAGAAACAUAGCCAUCGAUCCGUUAGAGUCGCUAUUAUUUUGGAUUCAAUGGCAGGAAAGUGGAGACAACGAUCAGAUUAUGCGCUCAACACAAGUGGGAACCGACAUCAAGGUGGUGGUCGACUACGACCUCAAGUACACGUAUGCCCUCACCCUUGACCUCAACUCGAAGACUAUCUAUUGGAUUGACUCACAAUUAUAUAGCCUCUCAUCCAUUGACUAUAACUCGCAAAACAGGAAAAUUAUGAUCAGAUCUUAUGACCUAUUCUUCACUGCCUAUCGCAUGGAUGUGUUAUCCGAUUAUAUUUAUUGGACUAAUGAUAGACACAAAGCUAUACUAAGGACUCAUAGGAGCGGUAGUAAUGGCACCAAAAGAUUCGUUGUCUUCAAGAGUGAUGUCUUGAUAGAUGCCAUCAAAAUAGUGGACGAAUCCAAACAACCGUCAUCUCUGUCUACCGUCGGGGGUCAACUCAUUCAGGAAUUGACUGAAUUGAAUGGAUUGAGAUCUAAUUUGAUUGACUCGUACGGACACAAUCUGACGGCGAUAACUCCGACGAUUAGAGCGGUCGCACCGAUGGCCAGCCAUGUCUUGGUGUAUAAGCCGUAG
Oppiella nova is the source of this 2376-nucleotide messenger RNA. The record is from the annotation of a GenBank genome assembly. Lineage: Eukaryota; Metazoa; Arthropoda; Arachnida; Sarcoptiformes; Oppiidae.